Molecule: messenger RNA, 2889 nt
Organism: Caenorhabditis briggsae
Lineage: Eukaryota; Metazoa; Nematoda; Chromadorea; Rhabditida; Rhabditidae
Exons: 16
Coding region: 1-2889 (962 amino acids)
Source: RefSeq, a predicted model, not a curated record
AUGAAGAGACAUGUUCUCAUGUCUCUUUUUUUACUUUUAUUAGUAGUAGAUUCGAAACUAUCUAGGAGAUUCAAACGACAAGUCAUCCCUUCUCAACAUAUCAUGAUACAUUCCGUCGACUCAAAAGUGAACAUGGACCGGUUUAUCAAUGUAGCAUCAAUGGACUCAAGAAUACAGCUGUUAGAAAAAAACGUCAACGGUACAUUCUGGAGUAGCAGCUCGAAAAUGCAGUUUGACGCGUACGACUCAUUUGUCAAUGCCUCUUUCAACUCGGAAUACUUUCACAUCAACAUUGCGCAGUGUGAACUUUUGUUUGGCAACUCCCUCGAGAGUUUGCUUUUCAUGACAACCAACAGAACUUCCGAUGGUCAUAGUUUACUGACAUUUGCGUUGUAUGAUAAUGCAAAUAUGACGCUUGUCGAGGAAGGGAUUGAGUUUCAGGUGACUUUUGGAAACGGCCUGAUAAAUCUUAUAUCCGGCACUAGCGAUUUCGACGUGGCUAUUUCACCUGUGGAUUGUACUGUGAAUGCUAGAUACUUGUCCAAAACCCAAUUUGACAAAGGGGACGGUCCAAUCUUCAUCAGUGGGAUUCCAGUAUAUGAAACUGGGGUUACAGUAAACUCGAUGAUGCUGGUUCUGCAGUUGAACAAUGAUGGAAUGUUGCAUGCAGAUGCUACUGGAUCGGAGACGCUAAUGAAAACAUCUAUUCAGAAUGUUGGCCUCACAACUGGCCACCAAGAAAUCAGAAUCACUGGUGGAGUUCCUGGAUUAGUUAUAGAGUCAGGAGAUGCCCGGUUUGAGAUCACAAAACUCUCCUCCCCAAUGGCUUUCACCUACCUUCCUGGCUUCUCUCUUCCAGAAGACCGUUUCGAAAACAUUGGACCAUAUUCAGGUAGAAAAUUCCAUCUGCAUGCUCGCCCACCCCCACCACUACCACCUCCAAUUCUUCCACCAGUUCUCAAACCAGUCAUAGUCGCACCUAUUGUUAUAUCUGCACCCGGUUCAAAAGCUCCACCACCCCCACAUAUGGUUUUAUUACCUCCGCCGAUUCCUGACGAGGCUCCACUGCAGCCAAAAUCUCAAAUUUCACUUCCACCAGAUUUGAUGAAGUUUGCCGCUGAUAUUGCACCACCUAAGAAGAACAAUUCCACAAACGACGAGGAGAACGAUGAGAUGACCGAAAAAGAACAAGCCAAGGCGAAGCGUCGUAAAGAGAAAAUGUAUCGUGAGUGGGAAAGUGAGGAGAACAACGUCGACAACGACGGCGACACCAAAACGGAAACAUUCACUUAUCCCAACGGCACAACUGUGACGAGACUCAUUAAUAUCCGGCGACAAGUCAAGACGAAGAUUGUAUAUAAGCAUCGGGUGGAGGAGGAUGAGGAUGGGAAGAAAAAUCUGAAUAACAACUCCACUAUCGAACCACUCAUAUUCCCCGAUCCUGCUCAUCUGAACUAUACUAAACUUGCCACUGACUGCAAAGGGAACACAAUUGAUUUCAACAUCACUAACAACGUCGAAACCUCCACUGGUUAUCAUUUAGUCACAUUUCCAACAGUUGGAGUCCCAGGAGAAACAACCACGAAUUCACCUACCACGGAUAAUGAUUUGAUAACUGAACCAACAACAACAAUGGAGACCACUAAUCCCACCAAUACCGAACAUCCGGUCGCUAAUCCCGAAGAAACUACAGUAACCAUUGAGAUAGCCACCACAGAACAGUCUUCGACACCAUCUGAUGCAGUUAGCAGCACUCAAUUACCCCCAGAAGAGUCAACGGACAUUGUUUCAAGUACCCCAAUUGACUUGACCACUUCUCAGGGAUCUGUUGAAUCUACCAUCAAAACAUCUACAGUUGAGGGACUUUCGACAAUGGAUCCAACUUGGAUAUCAACUACUGAUAACACCCAACUAACUACUGAUAGUACUACAAUAGCUAUAGAAACUUCCACAACACCAGUAGCAGCAACAGCAGAGCCAGAAACAAGCGAAACAACAGUUUCCUCGGAGCUAACAACGGAAGCUUUACUAACCACAAGUUCCAGCAUUGAGACUGAAAUCUCUACUGUUACAAAUAUUGAGGCUUCAACUCAAGAAACCUAUCUGACUACUCAGGAAAAUGAUUUUGUCAUUGGUCACUGGUUCAGUACAGAGGAGGUUCGAUUUGAAACUACAACUGAACCUUCUGGAAUUGGUAUCACUGUUACUUUGGGAAAUGUUGAUUUUGCCACAACUUCCUCCACUGAAGAUGACGUCCCGAGACCUGGAGAUCUCAAUGUUGGUCAAGAGGUAACUCCUGGAAUAUCCCUGGGCUCUACUGCUUCCCCCCUUGUCAGUUCUACCUUGGAAAUUGGAAAUUCGGAAGAUGGCAUUGAAGAACCUUCGAACCUCCCACUAACUAGUCCUCCACCCCAAGAAGAACAAAUGUUGAUCUUAAAACUGAAAGUACCCGCCGAUGUCGAUGUGAAUUCGCCGCAAUUCGUGAAAAAUAUCACAUCCAGUUUGCGAAGACUGGUUCGAGACGUUUCGACGGAACUGAGGAAACGCCGAAAACGUUCGAUGACCAAUGUGACAGAAAUUAAUACAAUAUAUAGUACAACGAACUACGAUGACGACACGUCAGGUGUACCUAUCAAAGUGGAGAAUAUCACAAAAUCACUGAACAUAACAGUGGUCACAUUUGCAUUACAAUUUGACCGUGAACUCAACAAUGGGGAGUAUGAACUCCAAAAUGCGCUACAUGAAGUGAACACCAAUGAUUUGUACCGAUACUUUGCUUUUGAGGUUACAUCUUCAUCAUCCAACAAAACCGAUUCAUGGAUUAACCAGUAUUUAUCGUCGAAUGUACAUGACAGACAGCUUAGCACAGCAUCCGCAAUAGGCACAUAA